Messenger RNA from Drosophila biarmipes, 2741 nucleotides. RefSeq lists its product as uncharacterized. Lineage: Eukaryota; Metazoa; Arthropoda; Insecta; Diptera; Drosophilidae. The record is from RefSeq and is a predicted model, not a curated record. Bases 529 to 2352 code for a protein of 607 amino acids. The transcript is spliced from 2 exons.
CUUACACAGAGAUUGCCUUUCCUUAACCUAUGUCGAAGUUGCACACCUUCGAUAUUUACCUACAUCCAGACCCCUCCUACACCACGUUCACCCCCGGUAACUUGUUAUCAAUCCUUGUGUUCGUUUUCCUUCUAAUAACCAUUCUACUGGGGUAUUGGGCUGCUCCUUUUGUUCGAGAACCAAUCGGAUUGGUUCUAGGAGUACAACAUACCUGUAUGCACUCCCUGUAGAUGUCAACCUGUUAAGUGAACAUUCUGGACUAUAAAAAUGACACCACUCAAAUUGCUCAGGAUCAGUUCUUCAAAUGCCUCAGUACUGUAUUCUAAAAUAAUUAGAUCCACAUCGGUCCUUGCAAUCGCGCCUAACAAUUCUAAUCGUGCUUUUUACCUUUUAAACGAGUGGGUGAAAAUUGGUAACAACAUUAUCGUGGUUUUUACCUUUAUAACGCGUGGGUGAAAAUUGUUAACAACAUUACAACAUAUAACAAUAUAUUUUUUGAAUAAAAAUAUUAAAACCAAAACCCUAAAAAUGGAGUCAUUCGUUGCUUGUGAUUUGUGCACCAAAAAUGUGGAGAUGAGUGAGUUUGAAACUCAUUAUGCUCAGUGCUCAAAGCCUCGGAAUGCCUUCGAGGUUUUAAUGUGUAAAUCAAAAAUAAGGUGUGACUUAUGCUCUACCUUAGUUCAUAAUUAUGAAUUUGACGAGCACUAUCAAAAUUGUAAUGGACCUAUAAAUGCCUUCAAUGUUUUAAUGAAUGCUGAAAAACGGCAACCACAAAACAGAAGGCAAAAUAAUUUGGACGAUCAUCCCACAACAUCAUCAAAUGCUCUCAAACGGAUGAGAAUGGAUGAGGGUAAGGAAGUACUCAAACAAGGAAAAAAAGCUAAGAUUAGCGAAAAUACAAAUGAUUUAAAAUUAGAACUUUUAUGUCCUACUUGUGGUGAUAAAUAUCUUGCAUCAAGGGAACGUCAACAUAUAUUGACCGAUAAGCAUAAAAAUGCAUCAGCCAGAGAAGUAAAAAAUAAUGAAAACAUAAUUCUUCUUAACUCUCAAACUGUUUUUCCUGUUAAAUCAUAUCGAAUCAAUAGUACAGUCCAAAACACUAUUGAUUUAAAAGAUUUUUAUCAGCUUUGCCAAAAAAAUAUAAUUGAAAUUAUAAAGCAUUGCAUGAUAGAAUAUAGAGCCAUUAAAUUCAACCUAAGAGUUUAUGGUACCUAUAUUAAACAAACAGACGAAGGAGUUACUGUUGAAACAACAAAACAUUUUGGGACAUCUUAUAAAUCUGUAUACCAAAAUGAAAGCAUUAUCGAUGAACUUAAUAUGGCAGUAGAUAGCUUACUAGCAUCGAGCAGUGAGUUUCAAGAAAAAGACUCUGGUUGGGCAAUAAAAAAUUUCAAUUAUUUUGAAAUUACUAUAAUAAAGCUAGAAAACAUUCCUGCUAGCGGAUACAUUCAGGCCCCGAAGAAUAUAAGAGCCCGAAAUGCACUUAUAAACGUACAGAAUACUGACGUAUUUUGUUUCAAAUGGUGCAUACUGGCAUUCAUAGCUAACAAAACUCAUGAGAGUGCUACCUUUAUAACAGCAAAGCAAAAAAAGUAUUCACGAGAGAAAAUGACAAAGCCCACAACUUACCACAUUAAUAUUAAUAAUGAAAUAAUUGUAUACGACGGAAUAAGAUUGGAUUUUUCAGGAAUCGAGUUUCCAAUAACGAAUAAAGGGAUUAUCCAUUUCGAGAAAAAUAAUAAAGACUUCAGUAUAAAUGUUUAUGAGAUCGACGCUGAUGGUGAUAAAAUUAUCGGCCCAACGUUUAGAACCAAAUGUAUUCAAACCAACCACAUCAAUAUAUUGGGAAUAAAUAACGUAAACCAGGACAGUAUGCAUUACGCUUACAUUACAAGUGUAAAAAGAUUAUGCUACUCACAGCAUUCCAAGGCAAAAUCAGGAGGAUAUUUUUGUGAUAACUGUCUACAGUUUUUCACAGUUAAUAAUACUACCCACAACAAACUUGAAUGCGGAAAAGUGGCCUCGUUUUACCCUGAACCAAACACUACAACUUCAUUCAAGGGCUUUCAUAAAAAAUUAUCUCCUCCGGUGGUGAUAUAUGCCGAUAUUGAGGCUGUUCUUGAAAACUAUAGAACAUGCCUAAAUUCGUCUUCAACAUCGUCAACAACAAAAGUGCAGAAGCAUACUGCAUGUGCCGUAUCAUUUUAUAUAGCACAUAAAUAUAAUCCGGAUCUUAACGAAUUGUGGACAUAUGAAGCUUGUUUUACAUGUACUGGUCGACCCCCAAAAACCCGAUUGCUAGCACAAUCCAUGAACAGGAAGGAAAUUGCUGUGCCUGUGAAAAGGAAAUAAACGCUGACGAUCUGGACAAAUAUUUUGAUCAAUUUUCUGGAAAAUACAUGGGUCCCAUUCAUAAAAAUUGUAAGCCAAAGUACAAAUUAAGUGAUCCCUUCUUUCCUGUAGUAUUUCAUAACUUAUCUAAAUAUGACAUACAUUUAUUCAUUACUGAAUUAGAAGGAGACUUAAGCCCUAUACCCUGUAAUAAAGAGCUUUAUAUAGCGCUAACGCAGACAAUUAAAAUAAAUGCAUCAAAUAGAUAUAAAAUAAGAUAUAUCGAUUCGAUUAGAUUUUUAAAUUCUAGUUUAGAAAAACUAUCAAGCUACAUGGAGGACAAAGAUUUUAAAAUUCUAAGUACUAAAUUUCAGGGAGAAAAAUUUAAGCAAAUGCGUAGGAAGGGUGUC